Tricharina praecox is the source of this 2123-nucleotide messenger RNA. RefSeq lists its product as uncharacterized. Bases 312 to 2096 code for a protein of 594 amino acids. Gene Ontology annotation, cellular component: SCF ubiquitin ligase complex. NCBI's taxonomy places the organism in Eukaryota, Fungi, Ascomycota, Pezizomycetes, Pezizales, Pyronemataceae. The record is from RefSeq and is a predicted model, not a curated record. The transcript is spliced from 4 exons. Gene Ontology annotation, molecular function: protein binding. Gene Ontology annotation, biological process: SCF-dependent proteasomal ubiquitin-dependent protein catabolic process.
CAGGGCCGCCACAGCUCCAAAACGUUGCGUUGCGUGAGGAGAGAGAGGAAAAAGAGAAAGAGAAAGAGGAGAAAGGAGAGAGACUGGCUGUACUUGCCGUGCCAGUCGGUCGGCGCGUACAACUGCCAGCAAGCAGGCAAGAUAGCAGGCAAGCAGGCAAGCCACAGAUCGUCCAUUGAGCGAGCGAGCAUUCCUUAAAGCCCGAGGAGCAGUCGCCGGAGGUCCCUUUUCGUUUUGUUCUGUUCUGUUCUGUUGGACGGAGAGAAAGAGAGAAAGAGAGAGCUUGACUGCACGCAAAGAAACAAGCGACAAUGCCGAUCCUACCGCGCAGAAGCACCUGGGACGCCGUCGCCGACCACCGAGAAGAGGACCGGAAGAGCCGGCGUCGGCGUUUGCUCAACCGCAUAACCCGCUUCGCAUCGUCGCCGUCCGUGCAGCAGGUGCCGGCCCCCGCUCGGGGGAGCGUCAGCUGCGUCGACUUGCUGAACAUUGCCGCCGACUCGGGCUCCGACUCCGGGAGCGAGCUGGAGCUGUUCGUCGAUUGCGCCGAGCCCCCCAAACCCGUCGCUACCGCCACGUGGGGUGACCUGCCCGAAGAGGUCAAGAUGAAUGUCCUCAGCUUUUGUGGGCCUACGCAGCUCGUUAAGCUUUCGGCGGUCAACAAGGAGUUUCACCGGUUGUGCUAUGAUGGACAGCUGUGGAACACCAUCGAUGCGUCCGAGUUCUACAAUCGUAUUCCCGUCGCUCAACUGGCGCAAUUGAUCGUUUCGGCGGGGAAUUUUGUGCGGCAUCUGAACCUACGCGGGUGUGUCCAGCUCCAAAAGGAUUGGCGAGUCGAAGCGGUCGCGAACGUCUGCAGAAACCUCGUCUCGGCGUCGCUGGAAGGCUGCAAGUUCGAGCGAUCGAUCGUCCACUUCAUCAUCAUGCGGAAUCCGCAGUUGGUGCACGUAAACGUCUCCGGGCUGACGUCGGUGACGAACUCCACCUGCCGCAUGCUCGCGCAGAGCUGUCCGCUGGUGCAAAGCUUGAAUGUUUCGUUCUGCACCAAUGCCGAUGCGAGAGGGCUUAAGAGGGUGGUCGAGCACUGUAGGGGUCUGAAGGAGCUUAGAGCCUCGGAAUUACACAUCAACGAUGCCGGGUUGAUGCAGGCGCUGUUCAAGAGGAAUACGAUUGAGAGGCUGCAGCUGGGGGAUACCGCCGGCGUCACGGACGAGCACAUCCGUCUCCUGGUCGAGGGCGUCGACCCCGAGAUCGACCCGUUUACGGACCGUAGCACUGCGCCUGCCCGGAAGCUGGUGCAUCUGGAUCUUGGCCGGUGUACGCUUCUCACCGAUAAUACGCUGAGACAUCUCACCGGCAAUGUCCCGAACCUGCAGCAGCUUGAGCUCGGAGGAGUCCGUUCUCUUACGGACGCGGGGUUCUCGCAGCUGCUGCCCACGCUGCCGAAGCUGACACAUCUCGAUAUCGAGGAGUGUCAGGAGCUCUCGAAUACUACGCUGUUCAACAUCGCCCGGGGGCCUGCGGCAAAGGUGUUCAAACACCUCCAGGUCAGUUACUGCGAUAACAUGGGCGACGUCGGGAUCGUGGAGCUGUUACGGAAAUGCGAGAAACUGUGGAAUCUCGAGAUGGACAACACCCGAGUGUCAGACCACACCCUCGCCGAAGCAGCCCGCGUCGUCCGUCAGCGCCCCACACCCACCAACAAACCUGCCACCUCGCUCUCGCAUGUCGCCCUGCGCCUCGUCGUCUUCGACUGCCCAAACAUCACAUGGACCGGCGUGCGCGAGGUCCUCAGCCGCAACACGGAACACAUGAGUUCCGAGCCCAUCAAGCCCGGGCUGAUCCUUCUCAAGUGCUACUACGAGUACCAGAAGACGGUGGAUGAGCACACGCGACACGUUCUGGGGCGCGACGUGGAUAAGGCGAAUCUGCUCGAGGAUACCUGGGCGAAACAUAUGAUGGCCGCGGAGGAGGCGAGUGCCGCCGUCGGCGGUGCGGGUCAUCGUAGAGGCAGGCGGAGGGACAACAAUGUUAACGGCGGAUGGGACGGCGAUAGACGUAGGGGCUCGAGGGGGGGCGUCUGCGCUAUCAUGUGAUCGACGCGGACGGGCGGACGGACGAAC